Messenger RNA from Molossus molossus (Pallas's mastiff bat), 1112 nucleotides. It is a transcript of the gene NGDN, whose product is annotated as neuroguidin. The coding region runs from base 10 to 963 and encodes 317 amino acids. Gene Ontology annotation, cellular component: small-subunit processome; nucleolus. The record is from RefSeq and is a predicted model, not a curated record. The transcript is spliced from 11 exons. Gene Ontology annotation, biological process: maturation of SSU-rRNA from tricistronic rRNA transcript (SSU-rRNA, 5.8S rRNA, LSU-rRNA). Lineage: Eukaryota; Metazoa; Chordata; Mammalia; Chiroptera; Molossidae.
UUUGUGAAGAUGGCGGCCCCGGUGGCUACGGAAGUGCUGGAGGCAGACCUGCCAAGAGCCGUGGCACUUUUGAAAAACCUCCAGGAGCAGGUAAUGGCUGUAACUGCACAAGUUCAAGCUCUGACCAAAAAAGUUCAAGCUAGAGCCUAUCCUACAGAGAAGGGUCUCAGCCUCUUGGAAGUGAAAGACCAGCUGCUGCUCAUGUACCUUAUGGAUUUGAGUCACCUCAUCCUGGACAAAGCCUCAGGAGGGUCUCUUCAGGGACAUGCUGCAGUUUUGAGACUGGUGGAAAUUCGCACGGUUUUGGAAAAGCUUCGUCCCUUGGACCAAAAACUAAAGUAUCAAAUAGACAAACUGAUCAAGACUGCAGUGACAGGCAGCCUCAGUGAGAAUGACCCACUUCGUUUUAAGCCUCAUCCCAGCAAUAUGGUGAGCAAGUUGAGUUCUGAGGAUGAGGAAGAUGAUGCAGAGGAAGGCCAGUCUGGAGCUUCAGGGAAGAAAUCCUCAAAUGGAGCAAUUAAGAAAUAUGUUCCACCACGCUUGGUCCCAGUACAUUAUGAUGAAACAGAGGCUGAACGGGAGAAGAAGCGCCUAGAGCGAGCUAAGAGGCGAGCAUUGAGCAGCUCUGUCAUUCGUGAACUUAAGGAGCAGUACUCAGAUGCUCCAGAGGAGAUCCGUGAUGCCCGGCAUCCUCAUGCUACUCGCCAGAGUCAGGAGGAUCAGCACAGGAUUAACUAUGAGGAGAGCAUGAUGGUGCGUUUAAGUGUGAGUAAGCGAGAGAAAGGACGACGGAAACAUGCAAACAUCAUGAGCUCACAGCUUCAUUCUCUCACACACUUCAGUGACAUCAGUGCUCUAACAGGAGGAACCCCUCAUCUGGAUGAGGAUCAGAAUCCUGUUAAGAAGCGGAAGAAGAUACCUAAGAAAGGUCGGAAGAAAAAAGGUUUUCGGAGGCGGCGGUGAUUAUGGGUGUACAUAUUUAUGUAUAUUUUUUGUCAUCCUGGGAUACUUCUGAUUUCACUGUAUGUAGGUUUUUUCCCUUGGAAUGUAUUAAUUGUUUGCUCUGGAGAUGUGGAAAUAUCUUUAUUAAUAAAACUGAUUUUACUUAUGAA